ACGGCUUUCGUUACUGCGUUGUUUUCGGCUUUCUGGAAAAGUUUCGCUUCGGCGUGCUUGAUCUUGUGAAUGUACCUGUUUUUACUGUUUUAAAAGUGAAAUUAAAUGUAUUUGCGAGUGCCGCUCUGCUGAAAAAAUCGACAAUUUCGUGUAAAAAUUCGUACAAGGUGGCAACCAUGAUGAUGGAGAAUCUGGACCAUGUGUAUUGCAAUACAGCGUCAACCGAUGUCGGCAGUAAGGAUACUUCAGAACAGAUGAGCCUAUUCAAAGAGGUUAAACAACUGCAAUCGAUACUGCUGCUGCAUCUGGAUCUGAUCCAGGAGCAAAGCGAUCAGAUAUUAGCCAAAGAUAAACUGAUAAUCAAACUGAAGGAUGAAAAUGAAAUGCUCAAGCAUCAGCUGGAAUUAGUCAACAAACGAAUGCAGCAUAUGAAGCAACAGAAGGAGCAACGAGAAAUAAGCAUUCCAGUAAGAAACGUCACUAUUGACAAAGUGUUUGACUAUAAUAGCCGGGUUAUUCCCAAUAUAAUUGAAGAAUCCGCUCAAAGUGAACAUACUUCGGAACUGACGAAUACAGUGAGAAUCAUAAAGAAAGAAGAAGUGUCAAGUGAUUAUGAUGGUUUUGAUACAAUUUGUCAAGAUUUUGCCGGUGAGCUUGAAUCUGAUAUUAAAAUCGAAAACAAUGAGAUUGAGGAGGAAAUAUUUCUCAACUACUCAAAAUCAGAUGAUGAGUCUGGUCCAUCUAAUGACAUUCCGACAGCGGAAGGUCGGCCGGCGAGUAGUGUGCGUCCUCCAAGUAGCAGUACAUCCAUCCAUUAUGACGUCAGCAUUUCGCAAUCGUUUGAAAACAUUACCGACAGUGCGGGAUUAAACAGCAACAACAACAACGACAACAAUGUAAACAACCAACUGCAAGCUGCCGGACAGCACUUGGCGAAAGACGCAACAACUAGUGGUGAUGAAAAAAUCAGCAACUAUAACCCGAUUUGCUCUUCGGGAAACUCCUCUGAUGGAAGUUUGACGAAAAAAUCGUACAGCACAUCGUUUAUGAUAACACAGAAACCAUAUAUUACAUGCAAUUGGAAAGAUGAAGCCAUCACCGAUGAGUUGGAACGGCUACUGGAAAAUGAAGCAGCUGAGCUCGAAAUCCCCUGCUGGACCAUUAUAAAUGACAAUUGUGAUAACGCUUCUAGUUCUAGUGAGUUGACAUCGGAAAAUAUUAGUGAUGAGGCGUACAUGAAGCGCCACGCAAAGUUUGAACUAGACGAGAGACGACGUAAAAAGUGGGACGUGCAACGGAUUCGAGAGCAAAAAACUAUCGAACGAUUGAAGAAGCGACACUUGAAAUCCGAUGCGGACAACGAACAGAAAAAUAUUGGUUCAUUCUACCCGUCGAUCGAUACGAUCAAGUAUGUUCACAUCAUCGACGAGAUCCCCGUACAAGCAUUUGGAGAGUUGAUCCCGAUCCUACCGGCCUCAAGUUUCAGUCUGCCGUGGAUGCUGGGUGGCAUUGAUACGACGGAAAAUGUUACACCGUCGGAAUUCGGUCCGGGGCCAUUGUUUAGUGCAGCGACAGGUGUUCCUGCACCAGCAGCAAGUUUUACAACAACAUCAUCAACAACAACAACAACAACAGUGAGUAGUGGCUCGGAUGGUUCCAAUGAGAUUAAAACGAAAUUCCUGCAUCGUCUGGCACCGAAUCUGACAGCACAAAAGCAGCGGUUCACCAAACGAAUCAAGAAGGAAACAUAGGAUAGGAAAUUUCGGGGAGGUCAAGUGCUUUAUCAAGGAUCUACUUGAAGUGACUGUGAAUUAUUGUAUGACAAAUGAGAAUCCAAUAGGAAUGUGUGUUUUCUGAUAAGAUUAGAGAUAGUUGCAGAGAAUGUAAAGCGAUGCAAUAAAAUGUAUAAAAGUA
Molecule: messenger RNA, 1914 nt
Organism: Topomyia yanbarensis
Lineage: Eukaryota; Metazoa; Arthropoda; Insecta; Diptera; Culicidae
Gene: msl-1
Product: protein male-specific lethal-1
Exons: 1
Coding region: 177-1751 (524 amino acids)
Cellular component (GO): MSL complex
Source: RefSeq, a predicted model, not a curated record